Molecule: messenger RNA, 849 nt
Organism: Musa acuminata AAA Group (dessert banana)
Lineage: Eukaryota; Viridiplantae; Streptophyta; Magnoliopsida; Zingiberales; Musaceae
Product: transcription initiation factor TFIID subunit 8-like
Exons: 1
Coding region: 1-711 (236 amino acids)
Cellular component (GO): transcription factor TFIID complex
Molecular function (GO): protein heterodimerization activity
Source: RefSeq, a predicted model, not a curated record
AUGGCACCGCCACAGCGGCGAAGGCAUAAGGAGCAGCGGCGCUUUCCGCCUACCGGUCCUCAUCCUCCCUCUCCCCCCUCUGCCUUCCCCGCGGCACUCUCCAAUAUGGCCGUCGCCCAGAUCUGCCUCUCAACCGGCUAUACUGCCGCGGAGCCCUCCGCCCUUGGCGCGCUCUCCGACGUCGCCGGUCGUUACAUCCUGGCUCUGGGUCGCUCCGCCGCCCACAUCGCUGCUGCAAACGGCCGGACCGACGCUAACAUCCUCGACCUCGUCCGGGCGAUCGAGGACCUAAGCGCCGCACACGGCUUCGCCGGCGCCGCCGACCCGACAGGGCCGCCGCUGCGGUCAGGCGCGCUUAGUGGGCUCAUGGCGUUCGUGCAGUCGGUAGACGAGGUCCCCUUCCCGAGGCCCAUCCGGAGGGACGGUAAUCAAGAAACACCAGGGAAUCAAUGGACGAGCUUCGCGGCGGCGGGGCGGGAGCCGCCAUUCCGGCACGUGCCGCGGUGGUUGCCGUGCUUUCCGGAGGAGCAAUUGGGAGAAGAAGGGAAAGGGAUCGGAACGAGGGAGGAGGUGGAGAAGGAGAGGAUGGCGAUGGUGGUGACGGACGGCGUCGGGGGAGGCGAAGGGAAGAAAAUAGUGGAAUUACCGGCCGAGAGGGGAAGGGUUAGGUUUCGACUCAGUGGUAAACAGAAGAGGAGACGGAGGGAUUAGAAUCGUAGAUUUUGAUAUUUAAUUUAUUUUAUGAGCCUAUGAAAGAGAAGCAGUAGUGAUUCGAACCCGUGAUGCGGCGCAAAACAACCUCCUAAGAAGCACCUCUAUGCUUGUGCGGAAUCUGUUUGGGAUUGUUUG